Messenger RNA from Klebsormidium nitens, 1977 nucleotides. The record is from the annotation of a GenBank genome assembly. Lineage: Eukaryota; Viridiplantae; Streptophyta; Klebsormidiophyceae; Klebsormidiales; Klebsormidiaceae.
AGGCUAUAUUCUAAUAGCUAGCAGCUGGGCGUUCUAGCUGGCCCUAGCGCUGGCCCUGGGCGUUCUUUCCAGCACUUAAAUAUGGCUAGGGCUGGGACUACGGUAGUCUAGAUAGUGCCCAUGGCCUCGAUCGCACAAUUGAAGCGGAAGGAUCAGGACAAUGCAGUGUCAAGCCGUCUGCCCUUCCCCUCGACCAGGCUCUCAAAGGUUCUUUCAAGGCUGACGCUGCAUUCUACACAUCUUACAGAAACCUAGUGUCUGUACACUGGCUGCCGGGUGGCUUCGUGCUUAGUAAUCCCUUACUGACAAGCAAUCCCUUACUCUCAAGCGUAGCAGGCUGAUACUGUAUUUCAAAACCCCUUCUAAGCUUUGCAACAAAUGCACCUUGGUGCACUGAUGUCUAGAAAAGACCUUGUUGGAACAGGGGCUGAGGCAACCAAACAAGGUUUGUGAUACCUUCAUGGACCAGCAUUGGAUUGCGAGCACCUGCGUGACAUGGGAAGUGGCACAGCAAAAUGGGCCAAGGACGCGUUCGCAGGGGGCACCGCGGGCCUUGUCGUGCACACCGUGGUGGCCCCCCUGGAAAGAGUGAAGCAGCUGCUGCAGACCCAAGACUCCAACCGACGGAUACGGCUUGGCGAAAUUCCACGAUACAAAGGCAUAGUGGACUGUUUUCAGCGCAUUGUCAAAGAUGAGGGAGUUGCGGCCCUUUGGCGAGGGAACUUCAGUGACCUGUACCGUUACUUCCCGAACCAGGCGCUGAGCUUCGCCUUCAAGGAGCAGUACAAAACGCUCUUCAACCGUUACGACCCCAAGACUGAGUUUGGCAAGUACUUCGCUGCGAAUCUGGCGGCAGGAGGAGCCGCAGGGACUUCCGCACUCGUCAUUAUUCAUCCCCUGGACGUGGCGAGCACGCGCAUCACCGCUGACAUCGGCACCCAUGCCACCCGGCAGUUCCGCAACAUCUGGGACGUGCUGUACCACGUCUACAGGCAGGAGGGGGCGCGGGGUCUGUACCGCGGUCUCUUGCCAACGGUCGAGGGGAUCUUCGUGUACCGCGCCUGCUACUUCGGCACGUUCGACACCGCCAAAUGGGUCCUCUUCGAGGAUCCGGAACGGCCGCCGUUUUGGAAGAACUUUCUCCUCAGCCAGGUGACGUCAGUCGUCUCCGCGUUUGUCGCUUAUCCGUUCGACACGGUGCGGCACCGGUUGAUGAUGCAGUCCGGGGAGCAGUCGCAGGAGUUCAGCAGCACGCGCGACUGCUGGGGGACGAUCUGGCGCAAGGAGGGCAUCCGCGGAUUCUACCGCGGGUGGAACGCGAACGUGCUGCGGUCAGCGGCCGCGGGAUCGACGCUCGUGUUGUACGACGAGGUCAAAAGCUGAUGGCUGACUGGGGGGAGCGGUAAUUGAGUCGGAAAGAUGCCGCCUUGUGCAGCCGGGAAGGACAGCUGCUUUGUCGGUCGCUUUCACCAGGGGGCUUGCAAACAGCUCCGGUCUGCAACGCCUGAAAAGACCACGUAGCUCGGCUUUGGAAAGGUGAUGAGAAAGGAAGGGCAGAAAGGAUUGGAUGGGAGGAAACAGGACGGUGACAGGAAACGGGAAGAUGUAGAAUGGGUUAGAGGAGGUCCGGGGAAGUUUACUGGCUCUGCGAAGGCUUCAUUUGAUAGCGAUCGAAGGUCCUCCGCUUUUAUUGAAGCAUGAUUUUGGAAGAUUAUACUAGUAGCUCGGCGGUUUGGGUUUCCUUUGGGAGGGGCUCAAGUCCGUCGGCACGAUUUAUUGUGGUCUAAGAUUUCGUAGAGUAGCAGAAGAUUCCAUAUUGUAAGCGUACGGGUUCGCACUGAUUGCAAUAAAUGUGGUCAGAUCACUUGGUCCAUAAAUAAAUCCCGGUCAGCUUGGGCGCCUUGAUAUGACAAGAUCAUCAGGGCGGGCUAGUCUGCGCGGCUUCGAUCCCACAUUACAAUCAUGAUUGCACCGGUG